This is a messenger RNA of Penicillium salamii, 1053 nucleotides long. The record is from the annotation of a GenBank genome assembly. NCBI's taxonomy places the organism in Eukaryota, Fungi, Ascomycota, Eurotiomycetes, Eurotiales, Aspergillaceae.
AUGUGCAGCUCUGACGGAUGCUCUGACCAACGCAGGGAAACAACGUCUAUCAAAUCCUCCAUCUAUCGCGGAUUGGAGGAGAAUGGUCGUCGCUAUCAAACGUUAAGUCAUAAGGAAUACAUCGUCCCUUCGGACGAAAAACAAUUCGAAACAUACGAAGCUGGCCACCUACUAGCCCUGGUCAUGGACUCAGACAGAGACAAUCCCCUCUUCUACUCGCCCAUCGGCGACAACCCCACAAACAUCCUCGACCUCGGAACAGGUCAAGGAAACUGGGCCAUUGAUGUCGCCGACAUGUUCCCAUCCGGUAAUACAUCCCUCAAUCCAAUCCAAUAUCCCAAACUAACCCAAGCAGCCAACGUCCGCGGCGUCGAUCUCUUCCCACCACCCGUAACCUGGAUGCCACCAAACUGCAUCCUGGAAGUCGACAACAUUGCCGAACCCUGGACCUGGAACGAAGCCCAAGACCUAAUCCACAUCCGAAUCAUGAUCGGGUCCUUCGAUCCCUCAGAAUGGGAACGAGUAUACGAUCAAUGCUACAACAACCUCCGCCCAGGUGGCUGGAUGGAACAACUCGAAGCAAAACCAUUCCUUGAAUGCGACGACGAUAGCCUCCCAGCUGAUAAUAUCCUCCGAACUUGGGGUCCUAAUUUAUUAGGCUGUGGUGAGCGUGCUGGACGACCACUUGAUACCAUGGAGAGGAUGAAAGAGCGAUUCGUGAAUGCGGGAUUUGUCGAUAUCCAUGAAAAAGAUUAUAAGUGGCCUAUUGGGCCAUGGGCGAAGAAUCAAAAAUACAAGGAGGCUGGCGUGGUGAAUUAUCAUCAUUGGAUGUCUGGGAUGGAAGGGUGGUCGAUGUGGUUGUUGACGAAGUUUGGGGCGCCGAAGCCAUGGUCUCAUGAUGAGGUGAUUGUUUAUAUUGCCAGGUUGAGGGCUGAGUUGAAGAAGCCCCAGUAUCAUGUUUAUGAGCGAGCACGACGGGUUUGGGCUCGUAAACCAUUUCCUGGGGAGGUUUCUCGGGCACCAAGGGGUGUUUUUAUCAAAACUGAACGAUAG